AUGGCUCAUCGUAAAUCUUCUUCUACUUGUUGUACUCCAACACUUAUUAUUAUUAUUUGUACUAUUUUUGCUGUUACUUUUGCAACUGUAACUCUCUUGGUUGGUUUGAUUUCAUUAGCACCAAGUAUUGCUAAAUAUAAUGAAUAUGGACAAGUAUCAUGUUCAAUUACAGGUACACAGUUGUAUAAUGACUGUGAAUCCAAUAUGUGUCAAAGUUAUAAUGACGACAUUUGGUGGUACGAUACUUGGGGAUCGUCCUAUUUCUUUGUCUAUGUAAGCGGUGGCUCCUCGGGCGACGACUACAAUGACAGUGGUGACUCAACCUCGACCGGCGACGACGAUGGCGGCAGCAACGACGAAGACACUGGUACCGGCAGUAGCACUGGCGACAGCGACAGUGGAACUGGCAGUGGAGGUGACAGCGGAGGUGACAGCGGAGGCGGUUUUGACAGUGGAGGUGAUGACGGAGAUCUCCUCAAGCGAGGCAUCGUCGCAGGUUCAACCUCUGGUGGUUCACACAACCAACAAGAACAAGAAUUAAAGUUAAAGAGCAAGAAACAACAACACAAAAUCAUGCAACAACAAAAACAACAACAAAUAGUCGUCUCUCAAACCAACAAUGGAAGCAGUAGUUCAAUUGAACCAUCAUUCUCUUCAUCCUCAUCAUCCUCUUCAUCGGAAGAGUGUGGUGAUGGAUACUAUUGUGCUCACGGUGUCUACUAUGUCAACUUUGAACUUGGUGGUGUCUUGGUCAAUGGUACAUCGGAAGGUCUCUACAGUUCUGACGGUGCUUGGGUACAACAAUACUUGGACAAGUUCCCACAAGCUGGUAACCCAUACACCUGUUACUACCUCAAGUCUAGUCCAUCGCAAGUACUCCUCUUUAAGAUCCCCAAGUACAACCCAGUUGCUCUUGGUUUCACCAUUGCCUGUGGUGUAUUGACCGUCAUUUUUGUCGGUGGUAUCAUUGCUGCCCUCAUCAAAAAGUCGCAUCACUCUUCAUCGUCUGCACACUCCUCUUAUAAGCAAAUUCAAGACACUGAACAUGGAGGUGCCAAGAAAUCACACCAUGCCAAACCAACCUACAAUGUCGUCCAACAACAACAACCAGUUGGUCCACCACCCAAUUAUUACCAAUACAACCAAGGUGUACCUUAUAUGGCUCAACCAUACGGUCAACCACAACAACAAUACACUCCACAAGCUUUUGCUCCACCUUCUUAUUCAUCAAACAAUAAUAAUAAUAACAAAAAUCAUGAAGGAAGAGAUACUUAUUAUCGUACAAUCGCAGAUUUGUCAAACAGCAACUACCAUCACAGAGGUUCCUCUACCACGCAAUUACAUUCAUUUGCAUUCAUAGCAGGGGGUUCUGGAAUAGGAAAGACUAGAGCCGGUGUAGAAGCCUCUACUAUUCCACAGUCUGUUCUCGAGAAAUGUCUUCACCCUCACACUGACUUUGUUGCAGCAAUGAAGGAUCCAAUAUACAUUUACUUGAAUAUGGGAAAUGGAUUGGGAAAUCAGCCUGUACUCGAUGACUGUGAACCCUCUGUUCGUAUUGGGUCUAGAAUAGCCUGUGCUGGUGGUUUAUUUCAUUGCAACAACAAACCUAUCAACAAGAUUCAAAAUAUGAUUGAUUGUAACGUCCUUAAAGAUUUCACAACUCAAUACACAUUGGAAACCAUUGUACAGCACUUCCAACAACAAAAACAAAAACAACAACAACAACAACAGCAACAACAACAGCAACAACAACAACAACAACAACCAAUAGCAAUAAUAAUUCAUCUUGAUGAGUUUCAGAUCUUCAUUGAUGAGUAUAUCAACAGAAAAGGCAAAUCUAGAGACGCAGGCCGUUUACAUUUCAAGGAAAUGCUUAAAUCGAUUGGCGAGUUCAUGUGCAGCCAUGGAGACUGCUUUGUUAUUCCUAUUUGCACAGGAACAGCACAACGAGAUCUUAAAUUUCCUCCAACAGAAUACCGAGGGGUUUCAAUUGGUCUGUCUCCACUUGACCGAAAAUCAUGUGAUGACCUUCUACAAUUCCACAGUACAUUGCCUGGUGGUGAUAAAAUCACACAACUUUUAGAAGACGAACCUAACAACUUUGAAAUAUGUCUGGCUGACACUGGAUUCAUUCCCAAAAUCAUAUCCUUCUUUUUGGUAUCAUGUGUUGACUCUACUCAUCAAUAUGGUGAUAAUUGUUUCUUUAAGAUUCAAGACAUGUGUGUCAUGCCAGAUGAUCAAGACUCAAUCGAUUGCUUGAAAGGAGUUUGCACCGUUGCUUUAUCUCGCCACCCAGUUACACUUGAAACAAAGCUUGGUAAAACAAACAAAACAGUCGAGGAAGUUAGAAGAAGUGGAUUAAUAUUUUUGGUUGAAGCUCCUAGAGAUUUCUAUAUCUUUAUACCCUUUUACAUUUUAAAGGCUUAUCUCCUCAAGUUGAAGGAUACUAUUAUACCAAACAAACUUUUAUUCUUUCCCACACAAGAUCAUAAAUGGUUGUGGCCAGAUUUUGAAAUUCUUUAUCCAUUUUACCAACAAACGCUUUUAGAUUCCUAUCAAUUCCUAGGUAUCAAAGUAAACUUUGCAAAUAUGUUCAGAGGUGCCCUUGGUGUCGAAAAUCUUCCAAUUGGUUAUUUUACUUCUUAUCCUACUAAAGUAGAAUACGAAAAAGAUUCCAAAUUUCCCUCAAUUUCAAACCAAAGAAUAAUUGUAGAUGGUAAAGAUAUCGCAACUACCGACAGUAUAUUUAUUUGUAGUCCCAAUACAGAAGCAAUUGACCAACGUUGGGUAGUAAAGAUUGGUGAGACAAGCUACAUAAUCCAUGCACAAACCAAACACUCUUUGAACCCAGGUGACAAACAAAUCACUGAUACAAAAGUGGCAGAAAUGACCAAAGAUUUCUUUGCCAAUUUUAGGGAUUUUGAAUCACCUGUCGUUUAUGUAAUAGUGACAAACAGAAAGGUUCAAGACUUCCAAAAACUCAAAAACGAGAAUGAAAUCAAUCCAACUACCCCAAAACGAAACAGAGAUGCCACAAUCAACACUCCCAAAUCCAACCACUAUCUUGUUAUCAUUUCUCAAGACAAUUUUGAAACAUUCUUUACACCAACCUUUGCUCAUAGAGGAUUAUUGGCAAUGAAAUCUGAUCCUGACAAUUCCCCAACAUUCUAUUCUUCCCAAUCCUAG
Cavenderia fasciculata is the source of this 3186-nucleotide messenger RNA. RefSeq lists its product as uncharacterized. The transcript has 4 exons. The coding region runs from base 1 to 3186 and encodes 1061 amino acids. NCBI's taxonomy places the organism in Eukaryota, Evosea, Eumycetozoa, Acytosteliales, Cavenderiaceae. The record is from RefSeq and is a predicted model, not a curated record.